GUCGCAUCUUUCCCCUCGCGCGCGCUCCCUUGGUGAAGGACUGAGGUCUAGCUAAGGCCCCGUUACCUUAGUUCCAGAAAUGCCCUGCCUAUGAGAGCCUUUUCCUUCUAAUUCCUCACAAGCAGGCCGUGGCGCCAGGCGGAGGUUCCUCGCCUGGACCCGGCCCGCCGUCCAGCCAUGCCUAAGAAAGGGAAAAAGUUCAAGGUAGCCUUGACGGAUGAGGAACAGCUGCUUUUGUUUCAACAGAAGAUGCUGGCAGAGGAGGAGGCAACCAAGAAGAAAGAGAGGCUCAUCGCCCAGUUCUUGAAGGACAAGCUGGCCAAGGAAGAACACAACAGCGCCCUGAACCUUAACAAGAUCAACACGCAGUGGAGAACUGUCCUCAGAGAGGUGAAGAACACAGAGCUUCACAAGGACCUUGAGAUCCUCAGCCAGACGUUUGAACGCGUGGUGGACUGCAAGGACAAUGUCAUCAAGUCUUUGGCUAAGGACUUGACUGAAGCUGAGGAGCAGUAUGCCCAUACCCUGCGUAGCCACCUGCACAAUUUGGACCAGCUCCUGACCCUGCAACGCCGGCGCCUCAGCCUCCUGGAGGAAAAUUACAACAUGGAGCUAGAGGCCCUGACGAAUGAGUUUGAGAAGGAAAGGAAGACGAUCGUCGACCAGCACGAUAAAGAGAUUCGCUAUUUACAGGAUGUCUUCAUGGCCAUGGAGCAGAACUACAUGGACUCUGAGUAUGAGAGCAAGCUUGAGUUCCAGAGCAUGUGGGAUGAUCUGAAAAACAAGAAUUUAGAAGAGAAGCACUUUCUCCGCCUGAAACUGGAGAACAUAGUGGAAGAUCUGUGGAGAAAGUUCCAGGAUGCCCUCAAGAACUACACCGAUGCCACAGAGGAUCGCAAGGUUGCCUUUGAGACUCUGAAAGUGAAGGAUGAGAAAAGCUCCAAAGAGAUUGAGAUGCAGAUGAAAAAGAUCCAGAAGCUGCAGGAGGCCAUAGUUAUAUUGAAAGGGAAGAUCACAGCCCACAGCCGAGAAAGUGAGUGGCAGAACCAGGGCAUCCGCUCAGACAGGGAGCUGGUCCAUGUACAGCUUCGCAAACUCAAGGCCCAGAAGAUGCAGGCUCGGAGCCUGUCUCAGGAGAACCUGGUCAAACUCACCCUGGAAAGUAACGCCACCCUCAAGGCCCUGAAAAAGGUCGUGGAGAAGGGUGAAAAGGUCCUUAAGCUUGCUGAAAUAUGCAGGAAAUUUGAAACAGAGGAAGAAAAGGUACUACCUUUCUAUUCUUCAAUACUGACUCCCAAGGAGCAGGAGGAGAUGGAGAAGCAGAACCCGGAAGAACUCACAGAGGAGCUUGCCAAGCUUAUGCUGGACUAUUCCGGGAUGGAGAAUUUCUGGAAAAGAUACAACAAAGUGAAGCUGGAGGUCCUGAGCCUGCAGCACAGGCGGGCACAGCUGCUGGACAUGAGCGCGAAGCUGCGGGAGAUGCUCAAACAGUACCUAGAUGGCAUCUCUGUGAGCGACGAGGUGCUGAGCCAGCUCAACCCACUCUUCAUCGUGAACCACAAGAGCAACCUGCCUGCGCUGUCCCCCCAGCGGGGCCACAAAGGACAGCCAAACAUUUACAACGUCAUCGAGGCGGCCCACAUCUGGCGGCCCAAGUCGCCGCCUCCCGCAUCCUGUCUUCCAGCACCCUGUGAUGACAGGAAGGGACCUCUUUCCAAAUCCCCGGGAGGUUCUCCUGUUUGAAACCCAAGUGCUCCCCUGUUACAGACUCGGAUGGAAGCUCAGGACUGCACUCUAGUUAUUUAUUAGCACUAUCCCCUGCAUGUAACCAGUAAGUUAUCCCUUAAAAAUAAAUAAAAGUAAGACAAAAAAACUUCCCUGUAGUUUGGAAGUUCCCUAAAACAAACCAACUAACCCAAGGUCCUCAGGUGAUGGAGGCACAUGCCUUUAAACCCAGCGCUAGGGUUGGUUGUGGGCCCAGAGCUCUGCAAGAUCUACAGAGUGAGUUCAAGGACAGCCCGGGCCACAGAGGAAAAUAAAAACAACCAACGAAACAAAAAGUCUCACCCAGGCCUCAAACUCCCUGUUUAGCUGAGGAUGACUUUGAACUUCAGAUCCUCCCGCCCCUCUGAGGUCACAGGUGUGUGCCCCCAGGUCAGCCAUGCUGGAGCUUCAGAUUGAUCAGGGGGUUUGCAUCCUAGACAAGCAUUAUACCAGCUGAGCCCUGCCUCAGCCCUGGUAAGGUCUUCAUCAUCUUUGUUUACUUCAGGGACAUUAUGGUCCCAGGGAGAGAAUGCCUAGGUACCUUACCAGGAGGUGAAACUGGCUUCCUCCACAGCAUCAAGACACUGCAGGAGGCAGAUUCAAGGCCAGUUCUUCAAGGUAUGUUAGGACACCAGGAGCAGGAAAGAGGAAGAGGUGCUCCAAGACCCCUAGCCACUCAACUGCAAGCAAGAUCUCAAUCCAAAAUGCUUUUUUUUCCUACCCAUGAAAACAACCUCAGGGGCUGGAGAGAUGGCUCGAUGGUUAAGAGCACACUGUCUACUCUUCCAAAGGACCCGGGUUCAAUUCCCAGCACCCACAUGGCAGUUCACAACUGUCUCCAUUUCCAAGGGAUCUGACACCUUCAUGCUGAUGCACAAAAAUGAAAUUAAAUAAAAUUAAAAAAGAAAACAGCCUCAAAGUAUCGGGUAAGAAGGGUUACACGUCUGUAACUGAUGCUGAGCCAGGAGGCCUGUGAGUCUGAGGCCAGCUUGGUCUACACAGCAAAUGCAAGACCCUGUCUUAGAAGAAAAGGGAACCACAGAGACGGCUCAGCAGGGAGAGCACUUGUUUCACAAGUCUGAAGACCUCAGUUCAAUCCCGGAACCGUCCUACAGGUGGAAGGAGAGAACUUUACAAUGGCGUCUGAUGCCCACACUCAGGCUGGCGCACGGUAAUAAGGAAGACAGUAAAGGAAGGGGGUGGUACC
Molecule: messenger RNA, 2971 nt
Organism: Psammomys obesus (fat sand rat)
Lineage: Eukaryota; Metazoa; Chordata; Mammalia; Rodentia; Muridae
Gene: Ccdc65
Product: coiled-coil domain containing 65
Exons: 8
Coding region: 178-1743 (521 amino acids)
Biological process (GO): regulation of cilium movement; axonemal dynein complex assembly; cilium-dependent cell motility
Cellular component (GO): axonemal dynein complex; axoneme
Source: RefSeq, a predicted model, not a curated record